AUGCAAAAUAAUAAUCAGCCUUCAAUCUUGGAAAUUACUGUCGUAUCAGCUCAAGAUCUUAGCACAGCCACCUCUUCAGCCAUCUUCCGCAGACGUCUCCGGCCUUUCGUUACCCUCGACAUCACCGUACCGUUCUCACAAUACAGACCAGCCACUUCCAGUAGUAAUGAACAUAUUCAAGUGUACAAAACAAAGGUCGAUUAUAUAGGAGGCAAAAAUCCCACAUGGGGUGACAAGUUUCGGUUACCUAUUGAUGUCACAUUCUUUUACCAGAUACAUUUUGGAAUAUGCCUCAAACUUUACACCAAACGUCUCUUAUGGGGUCGUACUCAACUGGGAUGGUGUCGGAUUCCGGCAGCUGAUAUGGUAGACUGUUUGUUUCUGGCAAGAUCUAUUCGGUUCCUGAGUUACAGACUAAGAGCUAGAGAUGGUUCAAGGGGGCAUGGGAUUGUUAAUGUUGCAGUAAAAUGGGAAGGUUCAAUACCACCGGUACACCCUUCAAGGUUGUUGAUAUUAGAUAAGCCACACUCGCCGGAAAAUGGUGCUAGUAAUCGGAUGGUGAUCGGGAUCCCAGUGAGAACGUCGCCGGAUUAG
Molecule: messenger RNA, 594 nt
Organism: Fraxinus pennsylvanica
Lineage: Eukaryota; Viridiplantae; Streptophyta; Magnoliopsida; Lamiales; Oleaceae
Source: the annotation of a GenBank genome assembly